Messenger RNA from Lolium perenne, 1194 nucleotides. RefSeq lists its product as uncharacterized. The record is from RefSeq and is a predicted model, not a curated record. Lineage: Eukaryota; Viridiplantae; Streptophyta; Magnoliopsida; Poales; Poaceae.
CACUGCACUCGUCCUCCUUCCCCUUUCUCUUCCCCAAAACCCUACACCACGUCCAGCGACGAGGACGGGAGCAGUGAACCCCGCCGCCGCCGCUGCCAUGGCGCUCCGCCGGAUCAACCCGACCAAGAAGCCCCUCCUCCAUCUCCCCCGCCCCUUCUCCUCGUUGUCGUCCUCCAACCCCCCCUUCCCUCCUCCUCCACCGCCGCAGUCCGACGACACCGACGCCUCCCCGCCCCCUCCGCCCCCGAACAGCGGCGAGCCCCCGCAGAGGCCCUCAUCCUUCAGCGACCUCCGCGAACAGCGGCGAGCCGCCGCCGAGUCCCUCGACAACAUCCGGCGCUACCUCGAGCACUCCCGCGCCGCGUCCCGGAUCCCCGGCGGCGCCCCGUUGACGCUGCCCCUCUUCUCCCCCCCGGCGGCUCGCAACCCCAACGCUGACGGCGCCAAGCCGUGCGCCUUCGACUUCACCAUCCUCAGCAAGGGCCUCCGGAAGAUCCGGCAGCAGCAGAAGCAGCCGCCCAAGGAGUUCCCCUCAGCAACUUCAGACAGCAUCUUCGCCAAGGAGAGAGCCGGGGCAGAGGCGGAAGAUCCGGACCCUCCCCGUCCCACCAGGCAAGCCGCGAUGUCCCUGAGACGAGAACAAGACUUAUCAGAAGUAUUGGGCGGCAGGACCGGACUACCAGAAUCAUCCACGGCAGGAAGAGAAGCUACUGACGGAGAACUACAUGAGCCAAAGGACACUUUCCGAGAUUUUUAUUUCCUUCAUCUAUCUCUCUUGGUGGUGCGAUGGCCUUUGCAGGAAGAACACACAAGCAGAGAGGACCUGAAUUGGGGGAUAAAACUCUUCCAGAAAGUAGCAAGUGAGGUGGUCUGAGCUGGUUUCCUUCUGAUCGAAAUUUUAGAUAUGGCGGUGAAGAUCUCGUCGGAGGUUGCCUUUUGCUGAAUGUUGUAGAAGACUGAAUAAUGUGGAAGAUGCUGAAGAACUUGUUUUUUCUUUUGAUGGCUUUUGACCUAGUGAUGUUGCCAGUUGAUUCUUGGUGUACAUAUGCAGAUCCCUCAUCGAGGUGGGGGUCUGCUGUUAGUUGUAAGCUAAGGGCUAGCAGCCAUGGCACCCGUUAGGUUUCUCCUCUUUUUUGUUGUUAUUGUUGUUGUAGUGAACCUGGUGGUUUCUUUUAAAGGAAAUCGGAAAGGAAA